CCUGCAUUGGCAGGCGGAUUCUUAACCACUGCGCCACCAGGGACGUCCCAAUAGUUGUGUUUUAAGUUAUUGGGAUAGUAGAUUAACGUGCUUAAAAAAGUGAACUGGGUGUGCUAUGGAUAUCAGUGAUAGGGUGUGAAUGGAAACGCUGAAUGCUCCUGGGAUAAGGCGGAGAGGGUUGCCUUGCUAAUCAGUCUGUACUUCCUUUGUUUUGUGAUCAGCUUCUGCCUUAGGCGAGGCCUCCUCCCUUUGCUUCUAACAGCAGCUUUAUGUGUGGAACAGACCUGGGAUUCUAACUCUUCUUUUGUUGAAAUUCUGUGCAGAGCAAAUGGCAUCGGUCCCAGACUGAGGAAUAAAAACCAGACCUGCGGUCUAUCUCAGAUGACUGAGCUGUGUGUUUACCGUGGUUCUCGGAGCCUGGGAUGUGGUGUUGUCAGUCCUGAGCCCUCACAUGCUGUCACUGCUUCAUUGUAGGCCAUUUCAGCCCUGGGCAGUGGUCAGCUGAAAUGACGAUGGUAUCUCCGGUGAGGGAGGAUGCCACAGAAGAUCAGCAGAAGGCAGCCAGUGCCAUGGAGGCACAGGCCUCGGUGGAACAGGAAUUGCUGUCUGCAGACCAGGCCCAGGUCCUCAGCAAGAUGGCCAAGUACCAUGGUCUGCCAAGGUCUGGGGACAUCGUUAUGAUCCAGUCUGAGCACACAGGAGCUGUAGAUAUUCUUUCAGCUGAUUUGGAAUCUGCAGACCUUCUGGGGGACCACAGGAGAGUCUCCCCGCCUCUGAUAGCACCUCCGUGCAUCUGGACCUUUGCCAAGAUGAAGGAAUUCAAAAGCAAGCUGGGCAAAGAGAAGAACAGCCGUCUGGUGGUGAAGCGGGGUGAGGUGGUGACCAUCCGGGUACCUACCCACCCAGAGGGGAAGCGUGUCUGCUGGGAGUUUGCGACCGAUGACUACGACAUUGGCUUUGGAGUUUACUUUGACUGGACCCCUGUAACCAGCACUGACAUAACGGUGCAGGUCAGUGAUUCCAGUGAGGAUGAGGAUGAAGAUGAGGAGGAAGAGGAGGAGAUUGAAGACCCUGUCCCAGCUGGAGACGUGGAGCGAGGCUCCAGGAGCUCCCUGCGGGGCCGCUAUGGGGAGGUCAUGCCCGUGUACCGGCGGGACAGCCACCGAGACGUGCAGGCCGGCAGCCACGACUACCCUGGCGAGGGCAUCUACCUGCUCAAGUUCGACAACUCCUACUCCCUGCUGCGCAACAAGACUCUCUACUUCCACAUCUACUACACCAGCUGAAGGCCCGCUGGGACAGGGGGCAGGCGGUGUUUGCUGGCUGGAGCAGGCUGCCAGCUGGGGCCUCUUGUUUUGGAUAGGCAAGAGCUCCCGACCCUCACGCCCUGGCUGGCGUGCCUGACUGUUGACCCCAUGUAGCUUUUCCCCCACCCAGGCUUCUGCAGAUGGUGGUAUAGUGCCCCUGUUCCGUGGUCCCUGACUCACGCUCUUCUGGCUUUAGACUCCAGCAAAAUCUCUCUGUGGAGGAAACCAUCAGGCAAAAGCCUGAAAGGAAGUUGGGUGUUGCGUUUUAAAUAUAGUUUUGUUUUGGUACAAGGUGUAUUAUUUCAGUUGCUGUUCUCUUCUCUUCCAGAGCUUUUAUUGCAGAUGUGUUUAGUGGCACCCACUCUCUUCACUUUUUGAAAGGGCUGGAAGAGAGCAAAGCACAUUGUCCAUGAAGGAGCCCAGUUUCCUGGAUGGAGAAAGCUCUGUCCAGCCUCUCACCACUGCCAUAUUCCCACCUGCUGUUUCUUUGUGGUCUCUAGCACAGGCUGGGAGCCCUCACUGCCUCUGGAGGGGUGUUAUUAGUCCUAGUGGUUUCACUCCACCUCUUUCUCUCCUCUUUUCCCUUUUCUAAGUCUGUGUCUUUGCCAUUACAGCAAGAACUUCCAUGCAAUCCAAAAUGAUGAUCACUGUAGUCUAAGGUCUUCUGGGAAGAAAAACUGCCUCCAGUUUUUCACUUCCUAUUUCAAGAUGCACUGGUGGUCGAAGGGGAAAGGGUAGAAAUUAGGUACUGGAUUGAUGUCAGAACCCACAUUUUUGAAAGUCAAGUAUUACUAAAUUAUUUUUUUUUGUAUAAUCGAAGAAGGAGGGGUACAGUCUGAGAGAGGAUGUUAAAAAAACAAAUAAAACAACACUCCAGAUUUCCCACGA
This is a messenger RNA of Aethalodelphis obliquidens (Pacific white-sided dolphin), 2195 nucleotides long. RefSeq names its product transmembrane p24 trafficking protein family member 8 (gene TMED8). Lineage: Eukaryota; Metazoa; Chordata; Mammalia; Artiodactyla; Delphinidae. The coding region runs from base 507 to 1286 and encodes 259 amino acids. The transcript is spliced from 5 exons. The record is from RefSeq and is a predicted model, not a curated record.